AUGCAAGCUUUAAAAGAGUCAAAUGAGGGUACAGUGGUUCAUUGGUGUACGACACCAACAUUAGACCCUUCUACUCAUGUGUUCCAGAGAGUUUUUUGGGCAUUCAAGCCAUCUAUUGAUGGCUUUAACCAUUGUCGCCCACUUAUUACCAUUGAUGGUACCCAUCUUUACGGAAAAUACAAGGGGACACUUCUCAUUGCCAUGGACACAGAUGCUAAUUUUCAGUUGUUUCCUCUUGCUUUUGCCGUUGUUGAAGGUGAGACGGGUGAUGCAUGGGAAUGGUUCAUGUUGUGCAUACGACAAUUUGUUACUCAAAGAAAGGGUCUUUGUGUCAUUUCAGAUAGGCAUGCCUCGAUUUUGAAAACAAUGACCGCUGUUGGCAGUGGAUGGGAAGAACCACAUGCUCAUCACAGGUUUUGUAUUCGUCAUCUAGCCUCAAAUUUCAACUCCAAAUUUAAGAAUGCUCACUUGAAAAACCUACUUGGUCGUGCCGCGGAUGCACGUCAAAAGAAUAAGUUCAUACACUACUUUAACAAGAUUGGUGAAUUGAAAUUAGAAGCAUGUGAAUGGUUGGCAGAGAAGCCAUUGUAUAAGUGGUCAAUCUAUCAUGAUGGUGGUUUUAGGUACGGUAUACAAACCACAAAUAUGUCAGAGUGCUUCAAUGGGAGUGAAUUUUACUUUGUGACUAGGCGUGGUUGGGGUAAAAGAAGACUGCAAGAAGGUUAUGAGUACAGUGAAAAGGCAUUGAAAACUAUCGAUGAUAACUUAAAAAAAUCAGCAGCACAUAAGGUUGAUCCUUUUGAUUAUGAGAAGGGCUUGUUUGCAGUUGAAACUGGUUGUGGUAAUCGAGCUUCUGGAAAAGGUGGUCAUGUUCAUACUGUGAACCUAUCUAAAAGGACUUGUAUAUGUCAAAAAUUGACCAUCUAUAAGCUUCCAUGCUCUCAUGUUUUAGCUGUUUGUCGGCAUCGAAGCUUAUCAUAUGCUGAUUUUGUUGACCCUUUCUUCAGAACAACAGAGUAUAGGGACACUUAUAAGAAUACUUUCAUGCCUGUACCUGAUGUUUCGAGAUGGCCUCCAUAUGUUGGCCCUAAAAUUUUUGCUCCACCUACUCAAAAGCGCGCCCCUAGACGCACCCCUUCAAGUCAAAUGGUCCACUCGGGCCCCCUUGACCAUUCCGUUCUUAUUUACCAGGAGGAUCAUAGGAGUGAGGAUGUGUGGAAAGGAGUAACACGAGGAGAUAAGGUAUUUUCAUGUAGGGAGAAUUUAUUUUCUUUGACUCGGAAUUGGGUAGUAGAUGAUCGAAUGCUAAGUUAUGUUAAGCAAGCAGGCUUCUAUGGAGUGCACAGACUACGAUGUUCUGUAGGUCUUGAUCGACCUCUCAUUACCGCUUUGGUUGAGAGGUGGAGACAAGAAACGCAUACAUUCCACUUGGCAGUUGGUGAGGCAACUAUUAAUUUAGGGGAUGUGGCCUGUUAG
Molecule: messenger RNA, 1476 nt
Organism: Chenopodium quinoa (quinoa)
Lineage: Eukaryota; Viridiplantae; Streptophyta; Magnoliopsida; Caryophyllales; Amaranthaceae
Exons: 3
Coding region: 1-1476 (491 amino acids)
Molecular function (GO): zinc ion binding
Source: RefSeq, a predicted model, not a curated record